Linum trigynum is the source of this 4934-nucleotide messenger RNA. The record is from the annotation of a GenBank genome assembly. NCBI's taxonomy places the organism in Eukaryota, Viridiplantae, Streptophyta, Magnoliopsida, Malpighiales, Linaceae.
CAUGUCUAUUUGUUUUUCAAAUUUUUAAAAAGGUUUAUAAUUUCAUAUAUUCCCAAAAGAACCAAGAUAAAUAUUGUUGAUUUAAACUACUUCGUUAGAUUUCUACUUAUUUUAUAUGUUGACUAUAAACAAACAUGUUUACAUAUGACUUUUUUUGUAGAUUAACAAACAAAUCUUUGCUAAUUAUUACAAGUUUCCAUAACUUGGGUUGAAUCUUGGCCGAUUCCUGCUAGUAACUUGCAAAGAGUUGGCUUUCAUUAAAUAACAUUUCAUGAAAUAGAGUUUUUUUGGGCAUAUCAUUUCCAUUCAUUAUGAUCUGCUCUCUCAAGCACUCUGGUCUAACUCCUAGUCUCCUACAAUCAAUGGAUCUGGUGUCGAUGUCACAGAGUACGCCGUUGGUGGGUAAAGCCUUCUUCUUGCCACCGCUCGGUGCUCCCAAGGGUUUGAAAACCUCUUUUUUAUUGUCGAAGCCUUUGCAUCUCACCUCCAUUGAGGCUUUUUCUCUCAAUGAGAGGAAUGCGCCGCCGUCGCUUGUGUGCAAGGCUUAUGAAACAGAGCCGAUUGACGCUAGCGAAGUGAAACCGGAGGUCGCGCGUCCUGCGAGGAAGGUGAAGAUCCGAAUUUACUUUGCGACCUAGUAACUAAUGACGGCAAUUGGUUAUACAUUAAUUGAGAUGGUAACUAAAGUACUAUUAUUUGUGAAUAUCAUUGGAUGCUCAAAAUCUGAUUAGAUACAUACAUAAUUUUAAUUUACUAUUUUGUAUCUUAUACGUGUAUGGAUAUAAAUAAAAUUUAAAUUAAUUAAAAAUAAGAUAACAAAUAUCCACUAUCUAUCGUGAUAAUACCGGUGGCCAUACCACUAAUUAAUUUAUUAAUUAAUUUAUUUUAUGGAAAUCUUUAAAAGGAGAGUUAGAUCUUUAUUGCAAGAAGUAACUUUCUUUCGCUACAACACGAGUCCUUUUUUGUUUCCCACUUUUGUGAGCUAAAUGUAAAGCCCUAAACAAAACUUCAUUAGUAUUCAUUUCCAUUUACAUGGUACUUAAAAAGAAAAUCAAGCGUUCAUGAACUGGACUCUACUACUGAAAUCUUUAACCAAUGAAUUGAGAGCAUUUUCCUAUGCUUUAAAGCAUUAGUGUUUCAAUGUACAAAUUAAAUUUAUAUCAUAAUGUUAAGAUACACAUAUAGUUUGUAAUAUAAGUGAUUUUGUACUAUAAAGACAUUUGUACAAAAAUGCAUAUGUACAAACUAAACUUGUACAAUGAUACAUGUUCAAUUUCUACCAUAAAAAAACUAAAAUACUCAUACUUUAAAGUAUUGUAAAACUCCUCCAUCUUAAUUACAUCAUUUAGAUUUAGGUUUAAGAAACUGAUUGGGUUCUCAUUAACAAUUUUGUAUUCAAUCUGACUCUUCUACUUAUAAGCUCUCUCCUGUCUCUAACUCCCUCAAAUUAAUUAAUUACUUAAUAUAUUAAAGGAGCAAGCAUAAUAACAAUGAACACACUAUUCCUUACGAAAUUAUAGGAAAUAAUUUGUUUAAUCAUUCACAGUUACUAUUCACAAGGUACACAUCCAAUUAUACAGCAGCUUAAUGAAAUGUUAUAUUUCCUUAUCGUAAUUUUCUUAGUAAUUACGUAAUGACGUAUUAUUUAAUUAAAGGUGCAAGCAUAAUAACAAGGGGCGCAUCAUAAACACUUAUCACUAGAUCACAUAAUAUGAAAUUUUUGGUAACACUAUCACAUAAUAUGAAAGAUUUGUGUAAGACUAUUCUACAAUUAUCUCUUUAUUGGCAUUACUCUAAGAUUCUGUAAGGUAAUUAUUUUUUACAUAACAAUUUGAUUUCAUUAUUUGAAUUACACUUUCUGUAGGGCAAAUUGUUUUUUACAUAAAAAAUUAAUCAAAUUUGAUACUUUUUUUUAACAUGACUCAUUAUUAAACCACACAGUACGAAAGAUUUGUGUAACACGAUUCUAUAAAAUUUAUAUAAUAUAGAUCCCAAAUCUACUAUAAACUCUUUAUUAUUCGCGUUACAGUUUAAUCAAAUGCUAUAUUUUUAUUAACUUUAUCUUAUAAUUAGAUCACCGAAAGAUAUGUGUAACACUACACUAUGAGUGUUACGUAGCUGCUGAUGCAAUGUAUAAAGCUUAUGGACAGAUAGUUAUUUUUUAUAUAUCACUUAAAAAAACUCAUAAUGAAUGUCUUUUGUAAUGAUUAAGACAUAGAAUUAGUUUAUUAUCGCCGCCAAAACACAUAUAACAAACUAGUUUUCAAUUUAUAGUUCAGCACUUCGAUUUGAAUUCAUCAACGGUGCGAGCUGUUUGACUGCUAAGAAAAUGAUUAAGUUGUGUAACUCGCUUUGUAGCCGCUAUGAUUUGUUUAAACUUAGUAAUCUCCAUUAGAAACUAGAUUUUUAUUUUGAAUAUGAGGUUCAGUUGAUUUCUUAAUUGUUAUCUUAGCUUAUCAUCAUCUCCAUUGGUAGCUUCCGAUCAGUCUUUGAUAUUGAACUCUCUGCGAUAACUAUCCAUUCUCUAUUUGAAUCAUUUUACUUCCAUUGGCAGGAUGUUUUACGGGAGGGAUUGGCGACGAAUCACGUCCUUUUAAUUUGUAUGACCACAUCGACCGUCUUCUGAGCUCCUUCCACAGUCUCUCUGUUUGGUACAUGUAUGUUAACAUUAUUCCUUCUAUCAUGUAUACAAUCAUUCUAUACUAUGAUAAAUUCAUAUCACGGAUAUAAUUUUAUGUACAUACUAAGUGGUACAACAUGGUAUAGACUGUUAACAAAAUUACCAUUUUUUAUAAAAACACAAUUAAUCUGAUUUUCUGCAAUUUUUUUUAAUUUCGACUUAAAACAAAUAAGAUAGCUCAUUAAAAUUUAGGUUAUUCAUAAUCAUACACCUAUAAAUUAUGCCCUAGAUCUGCUCCAAAAAUAGUUGCAGGGUUUUGCUCAUCAACUGUCUGAUUGCUCUUAAUGGCGGUGGCAAGACGAGCAAUUGCUUCAAGACCAACUCUAGCAUUCUCUUCCAUUUCCAGUGUUGUAGGAAACACGUGUAGAUCAAGUAUAAAGUUGUGCUUGAUUCUUUCCUAUUGGUAAAUUUGAGUAGUAAUGGGUAAUUAUCCAGUUGGUGAAGUCCGCCGUAUAACCUAGAUGAUUCAAGUAAAAGGGUUAUAAAUACAUAUUAUGUGUAGUGGCCGAAGUCUGUAAGUGUGCGAGUAUUAAACCUAAUAAGACAACUGAAAACUCCUUGAGUGAGUAUUUUGCAAGGUUUAGGAAACCCUACUGUAUCGGCUGGUCAGAUCGAAAAUAUUGGAUAUAUAUCUAACCUAAAACAAUAGGCGGUUUUAGUAGUAGGAAAUGGUUUAAUCACGGUUAAAUCACAGUGUUGGUCUGAAAUAUCCUAUUACUCACUUUUCUAGUAUAACCUCUGAUAUGGUUUCCUGAAACUUGAUUUUUUGUAGAUUAGUCACGUUCACAAGAACGAGGAUACCACGUAAAAGAUUCUAUUUUUUCAUCAGAUUUGGAUAGAAAUCAAAAGUCUUGAGCAACUGGUAUUGUUGUGUUCUUAGUUUAAUAAUUGUUUUUAUCAUGGUAUCAGAACAUCAUUGACCACGAGCUUGUAUGUCUCAUAUAAACUAUACUUGAGUUUUGACGGUGGUGAAUGACUAAUCAAGCCCCAUAUGAAAAUCAAACAACCAAAAAUUCUCCGCCUGUUUAAUUCUUCUUGUCAUGACCACAGAGACGUAAACCACAAACACAUGAAUGAAUAGGUGCUUUGUGCCUCUUCCCAAAGGGAUCGAAGCUGGGUGUAGAAAGCUUUUCUUGCGGGAGGCACACUCCCCUGAGCGAACCACUCACGAAGAUGCUCUUAAUAUGUUUUUUUAACUUCCUAAAUAUAAUUUAUCAAAAAAGUAAUAAAUAAUUAUUUUUUGCAUACACACUUUGUCCUUAAAAACCAUAAUGACUACUACUUCAUAAUCAGUGGCGGAGCUAGAAAAUUGGUCAAGGUGUGUCUUUAUCAUAUCAUAAAAAAUCACAUAUAUAAUAGAAAAGUCAACUUUAAAUGAAACAAAAAGUCAACAACGUAAUACUCUAAAUUCAUACAAUUACAUAAAAAUAGUUUCGCGUACACCGGUUACAACGUCAAACAAAUAAGUUCGUUACAUACAAGUCAAGACUUCCAUUCAUCAAAUAUUACAAAUUAGAACUCAGAAGUACCUUGGAAUUGAGGUUGUGAAACAAACAAGUGAACUUCGAUUGGUACUUCUUCACUUUCAUCUUUGUUUAAACAAAAGACAAGAGAUUCCUCUAUUGUAGAGCUACAAAAGAAAUGAGCAAGUUUAAAAAAAGACAACAAUUUAUUACUAUAAAUAAAGACGAAAGUGCGUUGCAUAACAAAACUCACUCGGUUAAAAUGGUAAGGAAUUCUCCUUUCAACUGAAUGAACACCGGUUCGAAUUUGUAUAUACCCCUACUGGGGGAUUUUUUUUUCCAAACCCAAGAUGGGUGCAAGCACCCCCUCCUCUCCAAGUGGCUCCGCCACUGUUCAUAGUAAUCGUCAUAAUCGCUCCCCUAUCUGAGAAAAUCCUACUAGACCGGUCAAUCAAUUCUAGAGGCCCUAUUUCACGGAUAAAAUGAGGCCCAAAAUUUUAUUUUAUAAAAUACAAAUUAUUACAUUAUCUGAGAAAAAACACAAAAUUAUUGAUAAAAAAAACAAAAAAAUACAACAAUAAUACCUAAAAAGUAGUAUGCUUCUUGCAUUGUUUGAAAUAAAGACGAAUUCAUUCAUUUGUGUGGCCCAAUUAAAUAAAGAGAGUUUUAUUUUAUAAGAGGGCUAUAAUAGCCCAAAAACAUAUAACUAAUAUUUAGGUUUUUGAUAUUUGAUGGAGGACCUGAAAUUGCUGACUCCUACGUAGAAGCACUAAUAAUUAUAAAUUUAUAAC